Molecule: messenger RNA, 1465 nt
Organism: Moneuplotes crassus
Lineage: Eukaryota; Ciliophora; Spirotrichea; Euplotida; Euplotidae
Source: the annotation of a GenBank genome assembly
AUAUGGACCCUUUUGAGUUAUAUCAUGAUGAUCAGCCCACCGAUUUUGAUCUCUUAAUGGAGCCUGAUCUACAAUGAGAAGAAAUAGGGCAUAGCGAUCUUGAGGAAGAGACUGAGCCUCACUUGCAUAUCAAAUUAGAUGACAAUCCAAGUGAAAUAAAGGUUUGCUUGCACCCUCUGAAGGAAAGAGUGCAUUUUUACAAGACCAAGAAGUACAAGAAAAAGUACUCUUACCUUGGAUCAACAGAAAACAUUAUUAACUCAGUGCUAUGAACCAUCUGAGACCAGGUCAUGGAGAAAGGGAGAAGGUGAGAUUCCUGCAAAAAGGCAUUCUGUAAUUUUUGCAUGGACACAAAAUCUUGCCCAUUUAACUGAGGAGGCACUAAGGACAAUAUCAUUAGUAUUAACAGAAAGAUUGGCUAUGUCCUUAGUAAAAUCCACUUUAAAUGUGUCAAUUAUGAAAGAGGCUGAUCCCAAAAGCUGGCGUAUAAAGAACUAAAAAUUCACGAAAAGGAUUGAGAGUAUCGGGCUAAGGUAUGACAAUAUUGAUCACAACCUGUAAUAGCUCUUAGAUUUAUAACCCAUUUGGAGAUUUGUAAGCAAAGAAAGAAGAAAAUCAAAUGCAAAUUCUGUGACUUCGAAACCUCAUUUGAAGAGAUAGAAGAGCAUACUGAAAAUUGAUCUAAAAAAUUAGUUCAAUGAAAGUAUUUUCCUAAAUGAAUCUAUACUGGAUCUAAAGACAAUGUUGAACUUCACCAGGUCGAAUGAAAAGAAAAUCAGAGACAAUGAAAAUUCUGAAAGCAAGACAUUGAAAGGACUACUGAAGAUUCUGAAGAAGACACACAUGACUGACUUGAUGCUAUCAACAUUCAAAUAAGAUCAGCAAUCAGAAACAAGGAAUUAUGACUUCAAAGACUAGAAAGAAGGAUCCAAGAGAGAAAUGAUAUGAAAGCUGCCAUUGACGAAAUAGUUAAAGUCCUAACCACAAAGCAAUCAGAAUGCAUAAAACUGAGUGAAGAAGCCAAAUAUUACAAAGACGAAGUUUUCAAAAUCAAAAAGAGAAAGCAAAAGGAACAACUAAAGAAGAAUGAUGGCACUUUGCAAGACGAAGGCGAAGAUUUCAGGAUAUGCACUGGCAAGAGACCUUACAUCUGCUUCGCUAAAAAUUCAGAAAUAGAUCCUGCUUUGCAAAAGGAGAACAAAUGUAAAUGUCCGCUUGAAAAUCAGAACUUUAAACAUAGGUAUAAGAACAGAAGUUGGGUAGAAGGAAACUGAGUCUCUUGAAGCCAUAUUGUUUGCAAGAUAUGCAAAUAUAUUUGAGAUACCUGAAAAACUGUUAUUUGUGUUGAAUGCAAAGACCAAUGCAAAGCUUGUCAUCAUUUCGUUUGCUCUAAAUGUGAGUGCUUAUGAGGAAACUUAAAAGUAAAACUUUUGAGAGCUUAAUUUGUAACAAAAUGUUGUGUAAA